Messenger RNA from Vanessa atalanta (red admiral), 1327 nucleotides. RefSeq lists its product as uncharacterized. Bases 307 to 1275 code for a protein of 322 amino acids. Lineage: Eukaryota; Metazoa; Arthropoda; Insecta; Lepidoptera; Nymphalidae. The record is from RefSeq and is a predicted model, not a curated record. The transcript is spliced from 3 exons.
AAUUAAAUAUUAAUCAUAGGCCAUUGUAUAUUUCGGUUUUCGUAAUUUGCUUCGAUUACUUAUAUGUAUUUAUAUUUGCUCAAUAUUUUAUAUUUGUGCAAAUUGCUUUCUUAACGUAUCCUAUAACAAUAUUGCUCAAGUAUUAGGGUUCGUCAUUGCUACUUAGUUUCGAAUUGGUUGUGGGCAGUGUGCGUAAUUGAUGGGAGGAUAAAUUAUUAUUAAUUAAACAAAUAUGAUAGAAACAUCAUUGUACUAUUCCAAUUAAGAUUCAUUGAUGAAUGUGUAGAAGCAUAAAAUCGAUUUAAUAUGAAAAUACGAGUUGGACUAUUGUUCCUUUUCCUAACGUGUGCUAAAACAACGGAAGAUGUUUACAAUAGAGCAAACAGCGAUGCCAAUUUAGAUAAUGUGUAUAGAUAUUGGCCUUCUAGUCGGUAUAAUGCAAAAGUAAUGCAAUUUCGUAAACGAGAAGCCGAUUCAUUGCCAAAACAAAUUAAUGACAAUCCUGAUACAAAAUCAUCUACAGUGAAUAUAGAUGCAGCCCAGCACGUCGAUGGAUCUAAUACCCAACCACAAAAUGAUGUCCCCAAUAAGGAAAUUGCAGCUAAUAAUGAGGGUAUACCUCCACACGAUGGACUAAGUGAAGGUGGAAUUGGUAAAUUAAAUGUUAAUCCUUUGCCACCAUCACCUGCUCAAGCUGACACAAAAAUACAGAGCAAUAGUAGUGUAUUGGACAGUCCUAAAGGUAAUAUCACAAAGUUAAACGAGACACUUGUAAAGACAAAUGCAACUGUUGCGAAUAAAACUACAGCUGUAACAUCUACAGAAGCUGAGAGUAGUCUUGAUCUUAACAAUCCUGGUGUUGUUAAAAGAGGUCUCAUUGUUUUUGGUGGAUUUAGUCUCCUGGCUGUUGCAUACUUCAUAUUUUACAGGAAAAAGAAUCAAAAAUAUGAUAGUGGCAAUGCACACAAUACAAAUGAUGCUAAUCAAUUCAGAUAUGGUGUCCUCCAGUCGGAUGACCGAAGAGACAAUCUUGAACUAUCUCGAAUACCACUAACAAUGGAAUCUGAUGAAGACGAGGAUGAAGAUUUGGAAAUAUUUGACUUAGAACAAAAGAAGAAAUCUCUCUCGUAUGUUAAUCUUCAAACUAACGAUGAAGACAUUGUCUUGCAUAGUUCUAAGGAUGAAUCAAAGAAUAAUCUGUUGUUAGAUAUAGAGGAUGGACCGUCUGAUACUUUAAUUAAUUGGUCUAGUAAUGGUAACAAAUCAAUAUUAUAAUUAUAAGUUGCCUGUGUUUGUACAAAGAAUACCUGUGUUAAGAAAUAACAUC